This is a messenger RNA of Rhipicephalus microplus (southern cattle tick), 618 nucleotides long. RefSeq names its product ubiquitin-conjugating enzyme E2 Z. Gene Ontology annotation, biological process: negative regulation of apoptotic process. Gene Ontology annotation, cellular component: nucleus. The record is from RefSeq and is a predicted model, not a curated record. Gene Ontology annotation, molecular function: cysteine-type endopeptidase inhibitor activity. Lineage: Eukaryota; Metazoa; Arthropoda; Arachnida; Ixodida; Ixodidae.
AUGGCGGGCUCCAAAGCGAGCAGCAACAGCUUGAUGUUAGCCUCCUGGGACCCGAUGCAGUACAUCAACGAGCAGCCGACACCUUCGUGCCUCACGAGGGUGACGCGGGACAUUGCGGAGAUGAACGCCGAUCCGCUGCCGGGGAUCUUCAUUUCUCCAGAAGAGAUCGACCUCACCAGGAUCCACGCCAUCGUGGUGGGACCCCAAGGAACGCCGUACGAGGGCGGGUUCUUCCACUUCUUCAUGAAGUGCCCCCCGAACUACCCGGUUGUUCCACCCCGGGUGCGCAUUAUGACCACGGACGCUGGCAGAGUGCGCUUCAACCCGAACCUAUACGCGUGCGGAAAGGUCUGCCUCAGCAUUCUGGGAACUUUUCCUGGACCUGCGUGGAGCCCGGUACAAAACAUCGGCACCGUACUCCUCUCCAUACAGUCGCUGAUGAACGAGGAGCCGUACUACAACGAACCGUGUGCGCCGCCACUGCCGGUGUUGGCCGCACGAUACAGCGACAGACCCUAUCCGGCGUACCUUGCGAGUGUGGUCCUGAAGACGUUCGCCGACUCGUACGACAAGUACGAGGACAUGGUGAAGCGCCUGGUCGACCUGAACAACUCCUGA